AUGGCAGACUCAGUGUAUUAUCAAAUAAGUCGAUAUACUCAACCACCAAUGAUCAUUUUAGGAACAUUGGGUGUUAUAAUCAAUCAAAUAUUAUUUUUUUCUCGAAAAUCAUUACGAGCUACAUCAUGUUCAUUAUAUUUUCGAGCACUUUCAUGUAAUGAUCUACUUGUACUUUAUAUUUAUGUACUUGUUCAAUGGCUUGUUGAUCAAUAUGGAUUUGAUCCAACAAAAACAUCUGAUUGGUAUUGUAAAACUAAAACAUAUAUACAAACUGGUCUUUAUACUUUAUCACCAUAUCUUGUUGUUUUGGCUUGUUUUGAUCGUUUAUGUACAAGUUCAACAAAUGUUCGAUUACGACGAAUUGCAACAAUUCGUAUUGCACAAUAUCUUAUUCCUUGUAUGGCUAUAUUUGUUUUUGUUGCUUAUCUUCAUAUUCCUAUUUGGUAUGUGUUAGUUUCUCAACCAACAUUUUCAAUUUGUACCAUAGUCGAUACACUAUAUGUCCGAGUAUAUGCUAUAUUUCUCGUUAUAUUCUUAGGCUUUAUGCCUCCUUUUCUAAUGAUAGUUUUAUGUGUUACUACAUUGAUUUUUCUUCGUCGACGACGACGUCGAAUAAUGCCUAUUAAUCAAGCACGUUUACGUCAACGUGAUAAUCAGUUAUUAAAAAUGCUCUUUCUCUAUGUAGCAUCUCAUUUAAUAUGUACAAUUCCAUUUAGUAUUGUACUGAUUAUUGCUGUAUAUCAGUUACCAACACCAUCAUCUAAAAUAACUUCAUUAUUUCGUUUAUUUGUUUUAUUAUUCAAUGUAAAUUUUUCAACAAGUUUUUAUGUUUAUACACUUGGUACUCCAUUGUAUCGACGUGAAUUAUAUUCUUUGAUUAAAGAUACUUAUAAUCGACUUCGUAGAAAGAUUCAUAUGAACAAUAAUCAACCAAGACUUCAAAUGAUUGAUAAUUCAUACUUGAAAAGAACAUAA
Rotaria sordida is the source of this 975-nucleotide messenger RNA. NCBI's taxonomy places the organism in Eukaryota, Metazoa, Rotifera, Eurotatoria, Philodinida, Philodinidae. The record is from the annotation of a GenBank genome assembly.